GCCAUGUCGACAUUUUAGAGUCAAGGUGCCCCUCCACCGUCGGCUCCGUGCUGGACACAGGCUGGAAGUGAGAUCAAUUAUUAGAGCAGGAAAGCACCACAAGAAUAGAUGCAAUGGCUGCAACCUCGGUUCGACAGGUCAACAUCGCCAUCAUCGGCCUUGGCGGCGUAGGAAAGUGCUUCCUAUCGCAGCUCGAGCAGCUCGCCGCCCGGCGUCCCAGCCCGAAGCUCGUCGUUACCUACAUCUGCACGAGCAAGAAGGCGCUGUACAGCACCGACCACGUGGCCAUCGACUUCCGCGACCUCCCGUCGACGCUCGCCGCGUCCCCGCACGCUCCGCUGCCGCUGCCCAAGCUGGCCGACUUCCUCGGCACCUCGGGUUCUAAGACGGUGCUCGUCGACAACACCAGCUCCCAGGACGUCGCCGACGCCUACCCGCUCUUCCUCGGCCGCGGCAUCAGCAUCGUGACGCCCAACAAGAAGGCCUUCUCGGGCCCCUACAAGCUGUGGCAGGACAUCUUCGCCGCGGCCGCGCAGUCGGGCGCCAAGGUGUACCACGAGUCGUCGGUCGGCGCCGGCCUGCCCGUCAUCUCGACGCUCAAGGACCUCGUCGACACGGGCGACGAGGUGACCAAGAUCGAGGGCGUCUUCAGCGGCACGAUGUCGUUCCUGUUCAACUCGUUUGCCCCGGCCUCGGGCUCCGGCGGCGGCAGGUGGUCGGCCGAGGUGAAGAAGGCCAAGGAGCUGGGCUACACAGAGCCGGACCCGCGGGACGACCUGAACGGGCUGGACGUCGCCCGUAAGCUGACCAUCCUCGCGCGGCUGGCGGGCCUGCCGGUCGAGUCGCCGACGUCUUUCCCCGUGCAGAGCCUGAUCCCCAAGGAGCUCGAGUCGGCGGCCAGCGGGGACGAGUUCCUCGAGAAGCUGCCGGCGUUUGACGCCCAGAUGGAGGAGACAAAGGCGGAGGCGGAGCGGGAGGGCAAGGUGGUGCGCUUUGUGGGCAGCAUCGACGUCGCCACGAAGCAGGUCAGGGUCGGGCUCGAGAAGUUCGAUCUGUCACACCCCAUUGCGGCGCUGAAAGGCAGCGAUAACAUCAUCAGCUUCUACACUAAACGGUACGGAAGCAACCCGCUGAUCAUCCAGGGCGCCGGCGCCGGCGGCGACGUGACAGCAAUGGGCGUGACAAGCGACCUCCUCAAGGUGCUCUCUCAGAUUGCUUAGGCCGCCGAACUCGGCGCCAUCCCGACAGGCAGUCAAAAAAUGCUGAACUCCAAAGCAGUUUCUUGCUGCUGCUGCUGCUGCUGCUUUCCAUCCCCCUUUCCCACAAGUGUGUGACGCAGAUGGCCGCCUCCGGAACGGGAGACGGCAAAUUUCUAGUUCGUCUUCUUCACCGCGAUCGAUACGUUAGGAGCCGGUCCGUGGCUUGCCGCUAUUUGGAAGUCGCCAGUACCGCCAGCAUGCAUCAAGGACCUUGCACGCCGGCUAGCGGCGGCGAGCCUCCAGAGCCAGAGCCCAACAUCGUAGAUCACCAGCAA
This is a messenger RNA of Thermothielavioides terrestris NRRL 8126, 1534 nucleotides long. RefSeq lists its product as uncharacterized. The coding region runs from base 114 to 1220 and encodes 368 amino acids. Gene Ontology annotation, molecular function: aspartate kinase activity; homoserine dehydrogenase activity; NADP binding. NCBI's taxonomy places the organism in Eukaryota, Fungi, Ascomycota, Sordariomycetes, Sordariales, Chaetomiaceae. Gene Ontology annotation, biological process: L-homoserine biosynthetic process; aspartate family amino acid biosynthetic process. The record is from RefSeq and is a predicted model, not a curated record. The transcript has 2 exons.